GAAACAAAGGAUCAUAGCUCAAGAUGGUUGUACUCUGUAUCGCCACAAGAUGGCAUAAGUGGGCUGCGCAGUUUAAAUCUUGCAAGGUGAAAGAAGCACAACUGAAUGGAGCCACAUAAAGAAGUUUAUAUGAAUAGAAGUGAUCAACGGCAGUGAAUCUCCACAAGGUCCAAGAAAUUGUCAUUCUUGACAAUAUGUUCAGCUAAUGACAGACAGGGUGAAGCAGAUCGAGAAAAGAGAUUCCGUGUUAACCUCCAAGCAGCAGAUAGAUCGACUGCUUAGGCCUGGCUCGUCCUAUUUUAACCUAAAUCCCUUCGAGGUACUGCAAGUUGAUCCCGAUGCAACAGAUAUUGACUUAAAGAAAAGAUUCAGAGCGUUAUCCAUUUUGGUCCAUCCAGAUAAAAAUCAGGAUGAUGCAGACAGAGCACAGCAAGCAUUUGAAGCGGUGGACAAGGCGUACAAACUCCUUCAGGAUCCAGACCAGAAGAAAAGGGCUUUAGAUGUCAUUCAGGCAGGAAGGGAAUAUGUGGAGCAUAAUGUGAAAGAGAAAAAGAAACAGCUAAAAAAGGAAGGGAAAUCUCAAAUAGUGGACGAGGAUGACCCUGAAGUCUUUAGGCAAGCCGUGUACAAGCAGACAAUGAAACUGUUUGCAGAGCUUGCCAUCAAGAGAAAGGAAAGAGAAGCUAAGGAUAUGCACGAAAGGAAAAGGGCGAGAGAGGAAGAAAUUGAAGCAGCAGAGAAAGCAAAGCGAGACAGGGAAUGGCAGAAAAACUUUGAGGAAACAAGAGAUGGCCGUGUGGACAGUUGGAGGACGUUCCAGGCUAAAGGCAAGAGCAAGGAGAAGAAAAACAGGUCCUUCCUCAAGCCCCCUAAAGUAAAGAUGGAACAGAGGGAAUAAUGUAAAAAAAAAAAAAAAUGGGACUUGAUUCACUUCAAACCAUACUGUGUACCCUUCCUUGUAUUGUAUCCCCGACAGUUUCAUUUUGAUGUUUUUUCAUUCACAAUUUCUUGGAUCAUGCUGCCUCACGUAAGUAAAUAGUGCAUCUUCCAUAUCUUACAAAACAAGCAAAUGGUUUGUGACUUUUUUUUUUCUACAUAUACAUAAAAUAAAAGUUGGUUUUAAGAUGCCAAUCUCCCUUUUUGUGGCGUCCAUGUUACUACCUGUCCAUAUUGGCAGCUACUCAACCAUGCUGCAUUUAAUGUCCUCUUGCUGCGGUUAUUUUGGCAUUACUGUUUAAAUAAA
Messenger RNA from Corythoichthys intestinalis (scribbled pipefish), 1243 nucleotides. RefSeq names its product DnaJ (Hsp40) homolog, subfamily C, member 8 (gene dnajc8). Gene Ontology annotation, cellular component: nucleus. Bases 206 to 898 code for a protein of 230 amino acids. NCBI's taxonomy places the organism in Eukaryota, Metazoa, Chordata, Actinopteri, Syngnathiformes, Syngnathidae. The record is from RefSeq and is a predicted model, not a curated record. The transcript has 11 exons.